CCUGAGUUUAAGAAAUGUAAAAAAAAAUAUGAAAAAAAUGUGAUUGACUUGCUCUUUAAAGAAUGUAUUUUGCAAUUGGUUGGCCAAAGUUCUUUAACAGCAAGAUACAAACAGGUGUUGAAGACGUUUUGAAGAUCAUUAAAUUCAAUAGGUCAAGGUCACUGUUCGUCACCGUCUCUGACGCAUGCAUAUAUUUGUGGAAGACAAGACCACGCAUAAUACUUUCUAUAUGGCAUCGAGAUGAGAAAUCAAUUCACGAACAAGGGAUAAACAAAGAUGUAUACUGGAAUCCAGAUUCUUCCAUGUUGGCCAUUGUUACUGAGGAUGGGUUUGUUAUUUUGCUUGAUAUAUUUGAAGUAGAAAAAGAACAUGUAUACUAUCUUGAACCAGUGAGUUCACGAUAUCCACCCGAGCAAUUGAAACAUAAUGGUAUCCUCAAAGUUAACCUUACGCAUCGGUUAAAUGUCACUCUAAAAGGGAAGAUAACCUGCAUUACACCACGCAUUGAUGAGUUAUUUAUAACAACGACAGAAGGUUGGAUUUACCGUUUAUCAUGGGCAGGAGCAAUUAAUUCUGAACUAUCAUGUCACAUUAGUGAUCUGUUGUUUUGUGUUGACCUUGAAACACCAACGGUUGGUUCACCACUUUCAAAAGAGGAGAAUGUUUAUAUCACUAAAAUAGAAUGUAGUCCAGUCCUUGGUGGUUUUGCAAUUAUUCUUUCUGACGGACGUGGCGGCUUUCUAUCUUCAUCCACUGCAGACUCUAAACCACAGGAAAUUGUUGGUAUUUUUGCAAAAGAUUUGACAAAUGCUGUUAGUUUGAGUGUCAAUAUUAAAUAUCAAAUCAUCGUCUAUGGUCAAACAAAUGGACAAGCUACAGCGUAUACCUUUGAUGAUAUCACUGGAGGAUUGAUUGUUUCACAUAAAUAUGUGCUGCCUAAAAAAGAUUAUCCAGACCAAGGUGCAAAUUCUGGUUCUGUAUUUAUGGUUUCUUGGACUCCAGAUGGUUGUGCACUGGCUACACUUUGGUCAAGUAGUGGUAUAGCAAUUUGGAGCAUCUUUGGUGCACUCUUGAUGUGUGUGAGAAGCUCCGAUCAUUGUGGAGAUGUGUUCCGUCAUGAUGCAAUACCAAUUGCGUGUAUGGAUUGGGGCUUAGAAGGCUAUGAGUUGCUACUUCUUCCAAAAAAUGCUGAAAAUCACGAUGUAUCACAAGGAGAUAUUUUACAGUUGAAUUUUGUUAAAAGUGCUUUAUCUGUAAACCCAUGCAUGUCCAAUCGACAGCAGUUAUUUCUGCAAGGUGCGGACAGCGUCUAUCUUAACACAGGGGAUGUUAUGCUCCAAACAACUCAAGGUGCAAUGCUUGAUGGUAAUGGUAAUGGAAUGAAUUCACCCAGCAUGCAUUUCAGUAAUAAACAUUGGCAGACCUUUCAAUUGCCACCACAUUACGUAACAUCGAACUGGCCAAUAAGAUAUGCAGCCAUAAAUGACUCAUCAAAAUAUCUAGCAGUAGCUGGGAUGCAUGGUUAUGCUCAUUUCUCAUUGGCCAGAAGAAAAUGGAAACUAUUUGGGAACGAAACACAGGAACGGAAUGUUAUUUGUCGUGGUGGUUUAACUUGGUGGCAAAAUUUUCUUGUUGUUGGUUGUUAUAGCAUUCAAGACGAACUGGAUGAGGUUCGAUUACACAGCCGUACAUCAAAUCUUGAUGUGACACUGGCAUGUCGUGUACAAACCUCGUCACCAAUCUUCUUGAUCAACACAUUCAAUGAUAUACUUCUUGUUUAUUGCUCUGACUGUUCCGUCACGUUUUACAGAAUGGCAAUGGUAGAUGAGAAAAUUCAUGGUUCAGGUGUAUCUGUUACGAAGCUGUCAGAAACGACUUUGAUAGAUUAUAUCAUUCAUCCAAUCACUGUCACUUCGCUGAGUUUAACAGGCCUGAAAAGUGAACAAUCAUCCACUGAGCAUUCUAAUGAUACCAAAGAAGCGCAUUCACUUAUCGCAAAUGUUGCAGGCAGAGUAUUGAUGCUGCAAAAGGAUAAACCAGCUGAGGAAAGAACUUCAAAAAAAAUUCAGUUUCUCACACCAGUAGUGUUGGCUUCUUGGGUUGAAAGUAUUUGGUAUAUGGUCAACCCGAUGAGCUCGAAACAGCAUCUAGCAGAAUCGCUUUGGUUGGCCUGUGGAGCACAAGGGAUGCAGGCUUGGCUGCCUUUAUUUCCAACAAGACGCCCUCUUGGUUUUCUUUCAAAGAGAAUAAUGUUACAUUUUAAUUUGCAGUUAUAUCCAUUAGCUGUGUUAUUUGAAGAUGCAGUCAUCAUUGGAAUUGGAAACGAAGAUAUAGACGAUUGUUUAACACCGUCACCUCUUUUUGGUGCUUCAAUGCCUUUCCCUUACUUUACGUUAGAAAGAACAACACAAGUUUAUUUACCACAAAUUUUGAAGCAACUUUUAAGAAGAAACCUUGGUGUGCAUGCUUUGGACAUAGCUAGAAGUUGCACCAAUCUUCCAUAUUUCACUCAUGUACUUGAACUCAUGCUACACGAAGUGUUGGAGAAAGAGGCCACUGCUUCUAACCCUAUACCAGAUCCCUUGUUGCCACGCAUUGUUGCAUUCAUUCAAGAAUUUCCACAGUUUCUUGAAACAGUUUGCCAUUGCGCAAGAAAGACUGAAGUUGCCCUUUGGAACCAUUUAUUUUCAGUUGUUGGAAAUCCAAUUGACUUGUUCAAAAGUUGUCAUUCAACGGGAAAACUUGAGACGGCAGCCUCGUAUCUUCUAGUGAUUCAAAAUUUGGAAACUCCAGCAACUAGUAGACAGCAUGCAACGUUGCUAUUAGAAACAGCGUUGGAACAGCAUAAAUGGCAGCUGGCAAAAGACCUUGUUCGGUUCCUACGAGCAAUCGGACAAGGCGACAACGAAUCUCCACCGCGAACGCCCUUAUACUUCGGUCACAAAACAUCUUUUCAUCAAAACAUGUCCACGAGUUUAAACUUAUCAUCUGUUAAUCUUGAUGAUUCAAUGUCAGCUCCAGUGAGGCUACCAGUACAAAGACAAUCAUCGAGAUCAAGUAUACCACCUGCUAAUUCUCAUUCAAGAACAUCCAGCAUCAACACAAAAGAGAGAGGUAGCUCAGUGAAAGAAAAACAACGACCAGUCAAUUUGAAGUUGGGAAAACGUGAAAGUAACGAGAAAUUCUCAUCUCCAUCUAAACCGGUUACAGUGGAGUCUUGUGAGCACUUCUACACAGAGAUGAUACUAAGUCGCCAUGCAAGAAAGUUAUUAUGCAGUUAUUCUAUAAAAGAUUUAGGCUUAUUUACAAGUCACUUAGAAUUUGAUAUUGUACCUUGGUUAACCAAAGAAAGGUUUCGUGCAGUCAAUAUCGAUAGUUUUAUAGAUUCAUUGUCGUCUUUACAUGAACAGUUUGAUUGGCCUUAUCCAACUUUGGAAUCUGUGAAUGAACACGCUCUGUACUUGCGAAGUCAAAGUCUGCUAGCUCAAAAAGACAACAACCGAUUAAGCAUACCACAUGGUAUUGCUACCCCUACGAGUCCAUUGGGAAGUGACCUCAGUUACCCAAACACAACAGGUGACUACAUAGAAGCUCACUUGCAUACUGAAAGAGAUGACGUCAGUGUUGCUACUGGCACCGAACAAAUAUCGGACACAUGUUCCUUUAUGACGUUGGAUGAAGUCGGUAAUGAAGCCAUAGAAACGCCGUUUCAAAAUUUAAACGAGAUGAAAAAAGCCUUACUUCAAUCAAAAAAAGCUGGACCGCCAAAAUCGCAAGCCAAACUUAAGUACAUGUUGAAGUUAUUUAUGGAAGCGCGAUGUUUGGACUGGGUUAUCGUGAUAGCGUUAAUGUUGUUUGAUUUGCCUCGAUUUAACGAAGUCGUUGAAAAAGUUGCAUCUUUCAAAGAUCUCACGAAAUCGAGGCUGGAUAACUUACUUGUUUUGCUACACGAACUGUAUGAAUGGCUUGAACAGAAGUGCCCCGCCUACCAACCCAUUUUAAAUACCAUCAUAGCAAAUUGCGAAACGUUGUAUAACUCUACAGCAGCCGAAACAAUACAAUCUUCAAAUACUCCAGACGACGAAAUUGUUAGUUCGCCACGUAAGCCGUCACAAGAGAGCGAACUGACCUCAGAUUCGGAAAAGAUAACAUCUGAGGGUGAAGAAGAAGAGAAAAAUAUCAACGAGGAAGAAGAAAGUAGUGAAUGUAACAUCAUGUGAAACUUUUUACAAUCGUACAUUAUUUUUCUAAUUUUUUUAAGCAAUAAAUUGUAUAAUAUGUAGAAAUAAAUUAAUGACGUCAGA
Molecule: messenger RNA, 4304 nt
Organism: Hydractinia symbiolongicarpus
Lineage: Eukaryota; Metazoa; Cnidaria; Hydrozoa; Anthoathecata; Hydractiniidae
Product: guanine nucleotide exchange factor subunit RIC1-like
Exons: 34
Coding region: 63-4220 (1385 amino acids)
Biological process (GO): intracellular protein transport; retrograde transport, endosome to Golgi
Cellular component (GO): Ric1-Rgp1 guanyl-nucleotide exchange factor complex; cytosol; Golgi membrane
Molecular function (GO): protein binding
Source: RefSeq, a predicted model, not a curated record